This is a messenger RNA of Mus pahari (shrew mouse), 1093 nucleotides long. It is a transcript of the gene Ssr3, whose product is annotated as signal sequence receptor subunit 3. NCBI's taxonomy places the organism in Eukaryota, Metazoa, Chordata, Mammalia, Rodentia, Muridae. Gene Ontology annotation, biological process: SRP-dependent cotranslational protein targeting to membrane. The transcript is spliced from 5 exons. Gene Ontology annotation, cellular component: endoplasmic reticulum; membrane. Bases 64 to 621 code for a protein of 185 amino acids. The record is from RefSeq and is a predicted model, not a curated record.
GACACGCGGCCUUGCGAGCCUUCUCUGCCUUCCAGCUCGCGGCCUCCAGUCUUCAGCUCGGCCAUGGCUCCCAAAGGCAGCUCCAAGCAGCAGUCCGAGGAGGACCUGCUUCUUCAGGAUUUCAGCCGCAACCUGUCGGCCAAAUCGUCGGCGCUGUUCUUCGGGAACGCGUUCAUCGUGUCUGCCAUUCCCAUCUGGUUGUACUGGAGAAUAUGGCAUAUGGAUCUCAUCCAGUCUGCUGUGCUCUACAGUGUGAUGACGUUAGUAAGCACUUACUUGGUAGCCUUCGCGUACAAGAAUGUAAAAUUUGUUCUGAAGCACAAAGUAGCACAGAAGAGGGAGGAUGCUGUUUCCAAAGAAGUGACUCGGAAACUUUCUGAAGCUGAUAAUCGGAAGAUGUCCCGGAAGGAGAAAGAUGAAAGAAUCCUGUGGAAGAAGAAUGAAGUUGCUGAUUAUGAAGCCACAACAUUCUCCAUCUUCUAUAACAACACUCUGUUCCUGGUUCUGGUUAUUGUUGCUUCCUUCUUUAUACUGAAGAACUUCAACCCCACAGUGAACUACAUUUUAUCCAUAAGUGCUUCAUCUGGACUCAUCGCCCUCUUGUCUACUGGCUCCAAAUAGACUGCGUAGCUUGGCCCUCUGCCUUUGUAUCUAGGGGUGGCCUGUGGUAUAUGGGAAAGCAUCAGGGUGGCCAGGUUGGGAGACACAUAAGAUGUUUUUAUAGUCUGGAGCUUGAGGGUUUAAAAAUGCAGUAGAAUGUAAUUCAGUGUUUGUUUAUUGGCUCUUUUUGACAGAUUGCUGAAAUUAAAUGAAUUGAAAGGGAAACUCAGAGUACCAGGGCAUUUUAUUAAAAGGCAAGGAGUCUUGCAAUGUGCUGUAAUCACGAGGAGAAAAUAACUUGUUUCCUACAUCUGUCAGAGGUCAUGGUAACCUGGACUGAGCUGUUAUUAUUUAUAAUAGGAGGAAGAAGUUAAUAACUGGUUCUCUGUGUUCCAAGCACAAUAUUACAACUUUUCGAACUGUAAAUCCUCUUCCUAAGGGAUUAAACAGAAGCCUCAUUUUUCUUUUAACAAAGCUUCAAAUUUGUAAUUUA